AUGGCAUAUCUAGCUCCCAUCCAUCGGCCUAGUAGCGUGCGACACGCGCUCAAGCUGUCCUUCCUUGCUGCCGACUCCGAAGAUCUGGUCGUGGCAAAGGCGAACAGACUGGAAGUAUGGUCCCCUGCAAGCCCAACAGAUCCCACAUUGGUGCAUCGGCAUACCAAGGCAUUAUACGGCAAGGUGACAUUGCUUCACAAACUGCGGCCAGCAACGAGCCAGGCCGAUCACCUCUUCGUUGGCACAGACAGAUAUCAUUACUUCACAAUCAGCUGGAAUCCCCAGACAAACGACCUCAAUACUGAGAGGGCAUAUGUGGACAUUGCAGAGAAGGCAGCAAGAGACAGUCAGACUGGGGACAGAGUACACAUUGACCCCACAUCACGCUUCAUGACCAUAGAGUGCUAUGAGGGCGUUGUCAAUGUCUUACCCAUUGCACAUGCCGGCAAGGGCAAAAGGAAGGCCGCUGAUAACGAGAUUGGAGAGCUAGGAGAGCCGAUUCCAGUCAGGAUACCGGAAUUGUUCGUGCGGAGUAGUUGCUUCUUGCACAGACGACAGCCGACCACAAAAGCAGUGGACCCACUUUUUGCGGUGUUACACGAGGACAGCACGAACAAGGUCAGGCUAAAGAUCAGGGAAUUGGAGUACAGCCCCUCCUUACGACCCAACGAUGAGCCGGCGGUGGCGGAGCUGGAGAAGGGUCACGAUGUCGAAGACUCUCUGGAGCUUGGCGCUAGCAUAUUGAUACCGCUUCCGCCUCCGAUGCAUGGCUUGCUUGUUGUUGGAGAGACCAGCAUAUCAUACGUCGAAGAAUGGCAGUACCAGGUAACGAGCACAGAACCUCUGGACGAUGCGACAGUAUUUGUGGCGUGGUGCUCACUGGAUGACCAAAGAUAUGUCCUGGCUGAUGACUACGGCAAGCUAUACCUGUUAAUGGUGCAGAAGAAUGCCGAAGGCGAGUACAACGGCCAUCAAAUCGACGUUCUUGGGAUAACGAGCAGAGCGAGCACAUUGGUCUACCUGGACGGUGGACGAGUAUUCGUGGGGAGCCAUCAAGGCGACAGCCAAAUAAUACAGAUCUUAGAACAGAGCAUCGAAGUGCUGCAGACAUUCCCAAACAUCGCGCCGAUACUGGACUUCACGGUCAUGGAUAUGGGCAACCGCUCUUCAGAUGCACCGGUAAAUGAGUUCUCGAGUGGUCAAGCUAGAAUCGUCACAGGCUCGGGUGCGUUCAAAGACGGCAGUCUACGAUCAGUGCGAUCUGGCGUUGGACUGGAGGAUCGCGGCGAUCUGGGCAGCCUAGGAGCACCAAUAUCCGAAGUCUUCAGUUUACGAAGUAGCGCCGCAACACAGUUGGUCGACACGCUGAUCGUGAGCUUCGUUGAUAGCACAAGAGUAUUUGUCUUCGAUGAAGAAGGCGAUGUGGAAGAACGAGAAGACUUCAGAGGGUUCAGCUUGUCCGAUUCCACACUGUACGCGGCGAACUUGCCUGAUGGUAGAGCAGUACAGGUGACUGGCACAUCCGUGCUGCUCGCUGAUGCAGAGAGCGGUGUGAUUACAGAUACUUGGCAGGCGCCGGCGGGCAUCACGGCGGUCGCAGCAGAACAGUCGACAUUACUGCUUUCGCUCAGUGGCAAAGUCUUGAUCGCAUUGGAUCUUUCAAGUCAGUCAAUCAAGACUCAAGCGCAACGGGAGUUCAGCAGCAAUGAGGAAGUUUCAUGCAUAGCAUUGUCAUCCUCGAUACCUGACGCGUGCGUUGCUGGCUUCUGGAAAGACGGCAAGGUCUCGUUCCUGAGCUUGCAAAAUCUACAGCCGACAGCCACUGAGCGAGUUGCAGAGGACGACCUCGCGGUGCCGCGAUCACUUGCCAUUGCUACUAUCCUUCGCGACCAGCCCGCAACGCUCUUUGUUGGUUUGGCUGAUGGUAACGUUGUGACAUAUACGAUCGGGCCCCUGCAAAAGCCCUUCUCAGCACGAAAGAGCAUUAUCCUGGGAACCCAACAGGCUGACUUCGCAGUCCUACCUCGAGGUGAUGGGUUACAGAAUGUAUUCGCCACGUGUGAACACCCUUCUCUCAUAUAUGGCAGCGAAGGCCGGAUGGUAUAUUCUGCUGUUACGGCUGAGUCUGCAACAUCAAUUUGUGCUUUCAACUCAGAGCCGUACGGCAAUGCGAUUGCUAUCGCUUCCAACGACGAGCUCAGAAUAGCUGCCGUGGAUGAAGAAAGAACAACUCAUGUGCAGGAUCUCUUCGUCCACGAAACAGUACGACGGAUAGCCUACUCAGCAGAUUUGAAGGCCUUUGGCCUUGGCUGCAUACAACGAACGCUUACAGCAGGGCAGGAAGAGGUCAGGAGUCAUUUCAAGCUUGUGAACGAGGUCGCAUUCAAGGAGCUUGCCUCCUAUGAGCUCCACGAAGAUGAAUUAGUUGAGAGUGUGAUUCGAUGCCAGCUCGAUGAUGGCUCGGGUGAGAGCGCGGAACGCUUCGCUAUCGGAACAGCAUACUUAGACGACCAGGAUUUAAACGUAGCGCGGGGCCGGAUACUGAUACUGGAGGUUACCGAAGACAGGCGACUGAAACUUGUCACCGAGCUUAAGGUCAAGGGUGCAUGUCGAUGUCUGGCUGUUUGUGAAGGCAAGAUUGUGGCUGCGCUCAUCAAGACGGUCAUCGUCUACGAGUUCGAAUAUGCUGCCAGCAAAGCGACACUAACAAAGAAAGCAUCUUAUCGAACAGCCACAGCGCCAAUCGAUGUCUGUGUCACUGGCAAUGUGAUAGCGGUGACGGAUUUGAUGAAGUCAAUGUCCCUGGUGGAGUAUAAGAAGGGCCGAACGGGCAUGCCCGAUAGUCUGACAGAGGUAGCCCGUCACUUCGAAACCCUCUGGGGCACCGCCGUGGCCAACGUAGCCGACAACACCUACCUCCAAUCCGACGCAGAAGGCAACCUAAUCGUCCUUCAACACGACAUCAACGGCUUCUCCGAAGAAGACCGCCGCCGUCUCCGUGUCACUUCCGAAAUACUCCUAGGAGAAAUGGUCAACCGCAUCCGACGCAUCGACGUAACACCCACGCCCGGCGCCCUCGCCAUCCCUCGAGCAUUCCUCGCCACCACCGAGGGCUCUAUCUACCUUUUCGCGCUCAUCGCCCCCGGGAAGCAAGAUUUGCUCAUGCGCAUGCAGACCAAUAUGGCCGCUCUCGUGAAGAGCCCUGGCCAUGUCGAGUUCAAUAGUUUUAGAGGGUUUAGAAAUCAGGUGAGGGAUGAGGGCGCGAAUGGGCCGAUGAGGUUUGUGGAUGGGGGGCUUAUUGAGAGGUUUCUGGAUUGUGGAGAGGAUGUGCAGAGGGAGAUUAUCAAGGACCUUGGGAUAGAGCUUGAGGAUGCUAGAGGGAUGGUGGAGAGUUUGAGGAGGAUUCAUUGA
Messenger RNA from Fulvia fulva, 3411 nucleotides. Its product is annotated as DNA damage-binding protein 1a. Gene Ontology annotation, molecular function: protein binding; nucleic acid binding. The record is from RefSeq and is a predicted model, not a curated record. NCBI's taxonomy places the organism in Eukaryota, Fungi, Ascomycota, Dothideomycetes, Mycosphaerellales, Mycosphaerellaceae. Gene Ontology annotation, cellular component: site of double-strand break; nucleus. The transcript is spliced from 3 exons. The coding region runs from base 1 to 3411 and encodes 1136 amino acids. Gene Ontology annotation, biological process: DNA repair; proteasome-mediated ubiquitin-dependent protein catabolic process.